AUGCGGCCUCUUGAUAGGGUGCAGUUCUCCAGCUCCCAGCCAGACCCAGCGCUCGGUGUKUGGGAGGGAAGUGUGUGUGUCGGAGUGCCAGACCAGGUCAGCUUCUCUCAGCCGGCCAGACCAGACAACAUGCUGCUGGGGAGUCAACUAAUGGGCACGCCUGGAGCCAGCCAGACCCCGUGGCAGCGGCUGGUUCGGAGGAUGACGAGGUUCUUUACGACUCUGGACUCUUCAGCUUCCUGCUCCGCUCUGAGGGACACCUGUAUCGACCUGGGCCACACCUUCAAACACACCUGCACCAACCAGGUAACGGUCAGUACUCUGGAUAGACGGAACCAUAAGUUGAUAUUUAAGGUUCAUCUGAUGGAACUGGACGAGAGAGUUUUACUGGACUUCAGACUAUCCAAGGGCGAUGGUCUGGAGUUUAAGCGUCUCUUCCUGAAGAUCAAACAGAAGCUAAGUGACAUCAUCAGCACCCAGAGAAUACCACUUCCUGUCACAUGAUCAGCUGCCAUCUACGUCAUGGAACACACACCAGAAGAUAUCAGGCGGUGUGCGGUGUUUUACUAUCCUCAUGCGUACCGGAAAUCCCCAAAAGUCCCCACCAGGAGAGUAAAACAAGGAAAAUUCUCCUUUCCCAGGUCCCCAUGAGGAUAUACCAUUUUAAGCUAAGGUAAAAUGAUUUUGAAUUAAAUAGAUUUCAGGUCCCCACAAGGAUAGUAACACAUAUGGUGUGUGUGURUGUAGUUGCAGUAGCUGCCACAGCUGGGACCAUAAACAGAAAAUUAUCCUCACCGACCAUACUAAUCACUUAUCACAGGCAUUCUGCUGAAAUGAUUCAUUAUGAUAAGUAGCCUUUACUAGAGAAAUGUCAAUUUUGAAAUGAAAGAGGUGUGCUAAUAGUCAAUGGGACAAUUGAUAACUACAACCAUCAAACUAGUAGUAGUUUAAAGGAGAAUUUAAAACAAAUGGUGGAGCACAAUGUUAUAAAUGUAUCUGUACUCUAUUAUUAUCACAUCAAUUCAGGAAAUGUCUCUCGGUAUAGGUCUGUCUCUCUCGGUAUAGGUCUCUGUCUGUCUCGUGUUGGUGUGUAACCCUUAUUGUGUAUCAAAUAAAAUAAGUUGUGAUAA
This is a messenger RNA of Salvelinus sp. IW2-2015, 1130 nucleotides long. The record is from RefSeq and is a predicted model, not a curated record. Lineage: Eukaryota; Metazoa; Chordata; Actinopteri; Salmoniformes; Salmonidae.